Messenger RNA from Trichobilharzia regenti, 566 nucleotides. The record is from the annotation of a GenBank genome assembly. NCBI's taxonomy places the organism in Eukaryota, Metazoa, Platyhelminthes, Trematoda, Strigeidida, Schistosomatidae.
AUGCAGUCGAAUCAGGCACGUUCAGCAGCAUCAAGUAGUCAAGGAAAUUUACCGCGUAAAAGGAAUACGCAUAUUCAAAGUUUGAAGGCUAGACUUCGAACAAAUAUUAAUUCAAUUUUGUCUAAUUAUGAAAUGAUUCUGUCUCGAUCUAAGAUUGAUCCAAAUGAAUUAACUAAAGGAUUAAAUCCGUAUACUCAAUGUGCUCAAGAUACAUUUGAGUUUAGCGUGAGAGCUGCUAACAUUGUUCAUGCAUGUGAAAAUAUUGCUCGUUUAGUAUCAGAAAUUAAACAAUAUUUAAUAUUAGGUGAUUUUUGUUGGUUAGCUGAGGUGACUGAAUGCAAUCGUGAAAGGCUACGUCGUCGUACAUUAGAUAUCGAUCGAGCGACAAUACGUUUACGUGAUAAACUCAUUACAGAAUUGCAUAGUUUAGACGAAGAGACAAGUCCAGAUUAUCCUAUCCCAACAUCAUCGUCAUCAUUGACUUCAUCGAUGGAUACAACAUAAAAAUAUAUUUAUGAAGUGUAUAUCAAAGAGGACUCAGGUUGUCACACUAUGAAACUUGAUCA